AGCGCGUCCCAAAUCCCAACUCCCCGUCCAUGCAUCCACUUCAUGGAAUAUGUCCAGCCGGUAACAGCCCGGAAUUUCAACAGCACUGACGGCCGUAAUGGUGACCCUUGAUGAGCUGGCGGACACAAGUCUGCUCCAGAAACCCUCAGCCGAGGGCUUCGGCCUCCUCGAGCGCACUGCCUCGAACUACAAGUCUCUCGACACCUUCUCUCUGCCAAAGGACCGUCAGUACCAGCAGCAGUUUGCCGACAUAUACUUUUUGCGCCUCACCAAGAUCAAGCCCGCUGUGGAGGAGGUUGCCAGUGCAGCUUGGGAGGGCACUAUCCUCGGCGGCGAGACGGCCACAAAGGUGGAUCGAGUCCUGGAUGUCCGCCAGGGUCAGCUUUGCUGGGUCGCCGGCACGGUCUACAUGGACAUGCCACUAAAGCCCAGCGUGCUUGAGGAUGUGUCCAAGGAUCGCUGGAUCUCCGCCCCUACUACCGUGGGCCACUACUACUCCGAGAAUGGGGGCGAGUCCAUCAUGCUCGAGGAUGACUCCGGCCGGAUCAGGCUUGUCGGAGCCAUCCUCAAAGAUUACUUCCUCGUCACCGGCUGCAUCAUUGCCGUGAUGGGCACCGAGAACGUGAACGGAGAGUUCGAGGUUAUCGACCUCAAGUUCGCCGAUCUCCCUCCCCAACCCGAGCGCUGGUCGCUCUCCAAGCCCUCUGCCGCCGACGGUGCCUCCAAGAAGCCCAAACUCAAAGGCGAAGACGUCGAAAUGGCCGACGUUCCCGCCGCCUCCCGCCCAUCCAAAAAGAUCGCCCUCGUCUCCGGCCUCGAAUUCUCCGGCACCGACACCUCCUACGCCAUGGAGCUCAACCUCCUCCUCGAGUUCCUCCUCGGCGAAGCACUCGACCCCAGCGCCCAAUCCGAACUCACGCACAUCUCCCGCCUCAUCAUCGCCGGCAACUCCAUCGCCAAGCCCUCCCACGACGACGCCACCACCACCGCAGCCGAGAAGAAACCCCACAAAAAAUACGGCUACGACAGCUCCUCCUACAACCCACUCCCCUCCCAACUCCUCGACACCUUCCUCUCCACCCUGCUGCCCACGCUCCCCAUCACGCUCCUGCCAGGCGAGCUCGACCCGGCCAACACAAGCUACCCGCAGCAGCCGAUCCACCCGGCCAUGUUCCCGCGCUCGCGCAGCUACACAGCCGCGCCCGUGACCGCGCCGGAGGAGGCGCAACAGCAACAACAACAGCAAAAACAACCGGGCUGGCUGGACAAUGUGACCAACCCGUGGGAGGGCGAGGUGGAGGGAUGGCGGGUGCUGGGCACGGGCGGGCAGAACCUGGACGACAUCUGCAAGUAUAUCGACAGCGACGACCGGCUGGGCAUGAUGGAGGCCAUGUGCCGGUGGCGGUGCUGCGCGCCGACGGCGCCGGACACGCUAUGGGCCUAUCCCUUCCAGGAAGACGAGCCCUUCGUCAUGAGGGAGUGUCCACACCUCUACUUCGUGGGCUGCCAGCCCGAAUUCGGGACCAAGGUCAUCGAGGGCCCGCAAGGGCAGAUGGUGCGCCUGAUCCUGGUCCCCUCGUUCGCAGCGACACGCGAGAUUGUCCUCGUGGACACCGAGACGCUGGACGUGUCAAAGGUGAAAAUUACGGCUUAAUUCCGGGGCUAGAUGAAUGAAAAGCUACCUCAGGCAGGGCGGCCGAUGCGGACCAUGACCUCCUCAGUAUUACCCUCCCCCUGAAGAUCCUCGCAAUCAUGUGCCCGUGCAUUUUGGUGGAAUAUGACUAUCCGUCCCCAAACCGCAACGCGAACGCCACCGCGAA
Thermothielavioides terrestris NRRL 8126 is the source of this 1820-nucleotide messenger RNA. RefSeq lists its product as uncharacterized. Gene Ontology annotation, cellular component: delta DNA polymerase complex. The transcript is spliced from 4 exons. Gene Ontology annotation, biological process: DNA strand elongation involved in DNA replication; DNA replication. The record is from RefSeq and is a predicted model, not a curated record. Bases 98 to 1654 code for a protein of 518 amino acids. NCBI's taxonomy places the organism in Eukaryota, Fungi, Ascomycota, Sordariomycetes, Sordariales, Chaetomiaceae. Gene Ontology annotation, molecular function: DNA binding.